AUGUCUGCUGAGGAGCACCAAGCAUCGCAUCGGACCCGACUGGCCAAGCUCUGGAUCCCGUCGUUAGUGGCGGUCUUGAUGGCCGCAUUCUGGUACCACCGAGGUCGGCCCGGGCACGGCGGCGGGGCCCGAGCGGCGCCCAGAUACCUCGUCUCCGGCUCGUUCGCAUCCUCGUCGCUCUACCUGCUCCGGUACGAGCGCGAAGCCCGCCGGCUGGAAGUCGUCCGCUCCGUCCCCGGCCACGGCCCGCAUCAGUACCUCUACAUCGACCGCCCGCGCCACCGCUUGUACGCGACCAGCUGGAGCGAGCCCGCCCGGCUCAGUGCCUGGUCGAUCCUCUCCGAGCAGCCCGGGGGCCCGCCCCGGCUGGCCCUGGUCAACCAGGCUCCCAUCACCGCCGUCUCGUCCUACAUCUCCUCCAAGCAUGGCCUGCUGCUCUCCGUCGGCGGCCCGACCGGCGAAAUCCACAGCCUCGAUCCCCUCACCGGCGCCAUCGGCGAGAAGCGGCAAGAGCUGCUCUUCGUCGCUCGGGAUGCGCUCGAAAACGAGGACAAGUCUCGCAAAGCACUCAGGAACGGAAGCCAUGCGAUCGAAGUGUCUUCGUUGGACCAAGUAUUUGUUCCACAUCUAGGACACAACUCGAUAUGGAUGUAUAAGUUUGACGUGCAGAAGAAGACACUUGAAUUUUCUGCGGAGGUGAAGAGUCUGCACGCGGAGGAUGGGCCUCGACAUGCCGUGAUUAGCGAGGACGGAGAGAGACUUUAUGUGGUCACCGAACACACGUCGAGAGUCGACCUCUACCAAGUGUCCUCCACGGGCCUCGUCCAUCAGGCCUCAUCAUCCAUCCUCGAUCCUCCCCACGAGCACCUGCAAUACCGCGGCGACACGGUCCGAAUCGUGCCCGCCUCCCUCGUCGACCUGCCGCACGAAUACGUCUUCGCGACCACCCGGGGCAUCGAUCCUUCUCGACCGGGCCUCCUGGCGGUCUUUGAGUACAACACCGACACCCAAACGCUCUCUAAUCUUCUGCGCUGGGAAACGCCCACCAGCGGCGGGAAGGCGAACGCCAUCGAGCUCAGUCAUGUCCGCACCGGCCGCAAUGUCCUCGAGCUCGUCCUCACUGACGACCAGCUUGGAGCACUCAGUAUCGUGCAAUGCGACCUCGAUACACUCCAGGUCCAGGUCGUCUCGAGUUGCUUGAUUGAUGAGAUCGGCGUCGGGGCUAGUCAUGCCGUUUGGAUUUAG
Molecule: messenger RNA, 1245 nt
Organism: Puccinia triticina
Lineage: Eukaryota; Fungi; Basidiomycota; Pucciniomycetes; Pucciniales; Pucciniaceae
Exons: 7
Coding region: 1-1245 (414 amino acids)
Molecular function (GO): 6-phosphogluconolactonase activity; protein binding
Source: RefSeq, a predicted model, not a curated record